ACCUUCCUUCAAAUUACAUGAUUAUUUAACAACUAUAACAUAGUUUAGUGAAUUAAAUUUUUGUAAUUGUGGGAAAUAAACGAACAAAAUGGCCAUUAAGAGCGUACUCCUAGCUUCAGCAUUAAUAGUUUGCGUAUAUGGAAGAGUGUUUACAUACCUUCGACCAGUGGACAUGCAGCCGUCGGCGACCUUCUUCCAACCAAAGAUUACUUACGACUUGCACCACCAUAUACCUGAAGACGAGCACGUUGAUUACUACGCCUACCCGAAAUAUGUGUUCAAAUACGGAGUGAAUGACUUUCACACCGGUGACAUCAAGACGCAUCAUGAAAGUAGGGACGGUGACGUGGUUAAAGGCCAGUACACAGUGGUAGAGCCCGACGGCUCAAUCCGCACAGUGGACUACACUGCCGACAAACACAACGGGUUCAAUGCCGUGGUGCACAAAACAGCGCCCCUUUCAUCGCAUGAAGCCCACCUUUAA
This is a messenger RNA of Pararge aegeria (speckled wood butterfly), 484 nucleotides long. RefSeq names its product cuticle protein 19-like (gene CPR128). Gene Ontology annotation, cellular component: extracellular matrix. The transcript is spliced from 4 exons. The record is from RefSeq and is a predicted model, not a curated record. Lineage: Eukaryota; Metazoa; Arthropoda; Insecta; Lepidoptera; Nymphalidae. Bases 89 to 484 code for a protein of 131 amino acids.